CGCUCUCCUCCUCACAGCGAACACCUUCACUCUCCUGAAGAGACUCACAGAAGCAGCCAACCUUCGCUCAAAGCUACGAAGAAGAAACAGAGACAUGGCCUCUCGCAUUGCAGCUCUCCUCCUGCUGGGUGUCAUCUGCAUUGGGUUCGCAAGAGCUCAAGUUGUAGUGGACUGCUGUCUGUCAGUCGCUGAGAAGCCCCUGCCGCUCCAAAUCAUUGUAAGCUACAACAUUCAGGAAGCUGGAAGAGGCUGCGAUAUCAGCGCUACUGCGUUCAUUACAAAGGUUGGAAGACAGCUGUGCGUCUCCCACCCCAAAGACAAGCCAUGGGUGAGAAAUCACAUCAAGUAUCUGGAUGAGAAAAAGCAGAGAGCUCAAUAAAUCAGGUGUAGAGAGGAGUGGUGGACUCUGGGUAAAGAUGGCUGAAGAUCAAGAAGGACUGACUCUAAACUGAGAGCUCAAGACGUCAGAGUCGUUUCCAUUUCCGUUCAGAACAUCAGAACGGCCCCAUUGUACUGUAACACAGUUUGAGACAAUCAAACCUGUAAUAUCAGUGUUUCAUCUUCUCUCUGAUGAUGAGACAGCAGCUAAAUGUACAGUUUUGUAUGUGUUUUUCUCGUUUGUGGUGACUUUGUGGUAAAAAUUGUGUGAAUAGCUCUUUUCUUCUUCCCUUUUUAUCACCCUGUGAGUGAAAUAGAGAGAUUUGCCUUGACUUGCCCACAGAGUGAAGCCUGGAGCUACCAGUGACAGUGACACUCUGUUGUUUGUUUGAAUCGUAAAACUGAGGAAAAUGUUGUAAAAAUGAUGUUUGACAAGCUGUUUAUCUUUGAUGAUCGUGCUAUGACGUUUCAGUGAAUUCACAAUGUGCAGAUAACUUGUACAAAAUGUUGAUUUGUGUGUGUCCAGACCAUUGUCAGGGGUUCUCUUUAAAAUAAAGUUUGAUCUUGUUUUGUAA
Epinephelus fuscoguttatus (brown-marbled grouper) is the source of this 953-nucleotide messenger RNA. RefSeq names its product C-C motif chemokine 19-like. Gene Ontology annotation, biological process: G protein-coupled receptor signaling pathway; neutrophil chemotaxis; inflammatory response. Gene Ontology annotation, cellular component: extracellular region. Bases 95 to 379 code for a protein of 94 amino acids. Gene Ontology annotation, molecular function: CCR chemokine receptor binding; chemokine activity. Lineage: Eukaryota; Metazoa; Chordata; Actinopteri; Perciformes; Serranidae. The record is from RefSeq and is a predicted model, not a curated record. The transcript has 4 exons.